AUGAAGCGAUACCCGCACAAGGCUGGCUACCGCUGGGAGUGCAAUUCAGUGCAAUGUCGCCAAUCAGGGACCAAUGAUCGUCAAUAUCAUCGCCGCCAAUCACGGACCACAUCGGUUACUUCGUUGACACGUACUUCGAGUCGACCCACAUCACCUCAAGCCUUCCAAUUCGCUUAUCUCUACUUCCAUCAAUACUCAUGU
This is a messenger RNA of Mesorhabditis belari, 201 nucleotides long. Lineage: Eukaryota; Metazoa; Nematoda; Chromadorea; Rhabditida; Rhabditidae. The record is from the annotation of a GenBank genome assembly.